AUGUCCGCCUCCUCUGGGCCGAGUCGCUUGGAUGCACGCCCACCACAUACUGAAAACCAGGCACAUCCCGAUAUAACACUGAGCGGCCAAGAGUGGGAUGAUCAUGAGAAACGGACGAUGACAGAUAAUCGAUUUAAUGGCGGUCCUUUGACCGCAACAACACAAGGGAGCGAUGGGGUGCAGAUUUCAGUCGGCCAACGGAUGAUGUCGGCUACCUGGGGCAGCAUCCUCACCUCGCUUUUGGUAACACCCCUUGACGUCGUGCGAGUCCGACUACAGUCGCAAACAUCGAGCAUCAAUAAUACGUCCAAAUUCACGGCGUACACAACGCCCGCAUUCAAGGAACUGCCAGCAAACAUCGGUGUCACGGCAUGCUGCCGAGAGGUCUUUUGGGUGGGAAACACGUCGGAUAUGUGUCUAGUUGGAAAUGGCGCAGUCAGUCGAACUACGGCCAUCGAUUGCGCUGUUGAAGAGACACGACAGAAAACUUUUACCUCGACAUUUGAUGGAAUGCGAAAGAUUGCUCGAAACGAAGGGUUCACGACGCUCUGGCGCGGACUCAGCCCAACGCUUCUGAUGGCAGUCCCCGGAAACGUGAUUUAUCUAGCAGGAUACGAAUGGUUGCGAGGAGAUCCUCAAAGUCCACUUCCACGCCUUUUCAGCGACACCUAUGUGCCAUUGGUGGCUGGCAGUAUGGCGCGGAUUGCCGCAGCGUCUAUGAUCAGUCCAGUUGAGAUGUUUCGCACACGACUACAAGCAACACCAGGAACUGGGACGACCCAUUUCCGUGAUACGCUGCAGAGUCUUCGCCAGAUGACUGUGACUCGGGGCUACACCUCGCUCUGGCGGGGAUUUACUCUGACCAUGUGGCGAGAUGUCCCCUUUUCGGGGCUGUAUUGGUGGGGGUAUGAAGCCAUACGGAAUGUGCUGACGGACCUUCGCCAGAUGCGCGGUAGUCACAGCGAGGAAACGAGAGACACGAGAGAUACGAGAAGCCGACGCUUUUCCCAGUCGCAUCAGAGCUCGUCUACAACGUUUAUUGACAGUUUUAUCGCGGGAUCUGUGUCCGGCGCCGCAGCAGCCUUGGUGACGACGCCCUUUGAUGUUGGCAAAACGCGACAGCAAGUAUUCCGACACAGUGGCGAUGAUAUGUUUACCGCGGGGAAGACGCUGGCAACAUCAGAGUUACGGCCAGAGCAGUUGUCAAUGCCACGGUUCCUUCUUCACAUCUUUCGACAUGAAGGGCUUGGCGGGCUGUUCAGGGGAUGGGUGGCACGUUGCAUGAAGGUAGCGCCGGGGUGUGCCAUUAUGAUUUCGAGCUAUGAGAUUGGCAAGAAGAUGGCACAGGGGGUGAAUAACCGCAAAAUGCUUGACGGUGAACGGAUUUAA
Messenger RNA from Talaromyces rugulosus, 1389 nucleotides. RefSeq lists its product as uncharacterized. Gene Ontology annotation, biological process: mitochondrial transmembrane transport. The coding region runs from base 1 to 1389 and encodes 462 amino acids. The record is from RefSeq and is a predicted model, not a curated record. The transcript is spliced from 2 exons. NCBI's taxonomy places the organism in Eukaryota, Fungi, Ascomycota, Eurotiomycetes, Eurotiales, Trichocomaceae.